Acanthopagrus latus (yellowfin seabream) is the source of this 785-nucleotide messenger RNA. Its product is annotated as glucagon-1-like. Gene Ontology annotation, molecular function: glucagon receptor binding; hormone activity. Bases 85 to 432 code for a protein of 115 amino acids. The record is from RefSeq and is a predicted model, not a curated record. The transcript has 4 exons. Gene Ontology annotation, cellular component: extracellular region. Lineage: Eukaryota; Metazoa; Chordata; Actinopteri; Spariformes; Sparidae. Gene Ontology annotation, biological process: adenylate cyclase-modulating G protein-coupled receptor signaling pathway; negative regulation of apoptotic process; positive regulation of insulin secretion involved in cellular response to glucose stimulus.
UUUAUAAAGGGGCACAGAUGAUCGCUUCUUGCAGUUUAGCUCUUUCCCAGUGACUUCUCUGUGGCUUCAUCAAUAUCACACUGCAUGAACACCAGACAAGCAAGAGCGGAAUCUCACUGGAUACGUGCUGAAGUUCCCCAAGGCAACCCAAGGAUGAGCCCACAUCUGUGGUGUAUGUUGGUCCUUUUUCUCUGUUCGUGCAGUAAAGAGAUGGUUGUGCUGGAUAAAACUAGACCGGCAAGGCAUUCAUAUCAGAUGCAAAACGGACAAAACCUCAUCAGGAACCUCAAAAGGCAUUCGGACGGGACAUUCAGCAGCGAUUUCACCCACUAUCUCGAUAAGAUCAAGGCUAAAGAUUUUGUGGAGUGGCUGGCCAGCACCAAACGGGAAGGAUGUCAUCAAGACCUGCUCCAGAUGGCAGCGCACGUUUAAGCCCAGCCCAGAGUGCAUGAACUGUACGCGUGAGACCGCUUCAUCGGCAGAUGAACCCUGAGCAACGGAACACAUCGAUUGGUUUAUUGAUUUAUUCAGAAUUUUGCACUUUGAAGUUUUAAUAACAAGCAAAAAUAUGAAGAAAAUAAUAAAGAUCUUCAACUUCUUAUCUUACUUGUUAUUUUGAAGAAGUGGAAUAAUUUCCUUCUCCACUGUUAAUUUUUUUUAUUUCAUAAGAAAUCAUGUAACGCUCAAACACUCCCUCCUUACAGAGAAUGCAGGCUUGAUCUAUUUUUGUGUGCCUUAUGUUGAUACUUCCUCUGCAGUAUGAAUAAACUAACAUGCAAAAUCAA